UUUAAAAGGGAAGUUGUUUAGUCACUCAUUCAAAGUCCGGGGGAGCGAUGUGGGAAGCGGAAUUUGGGGCCUGAACCUCCGUGCCUUGAUUAGUUGGUUGCUCCCUUUGCAGACCCUGCCGUUCUCUCAGUCCAAACUCUCAGCCGUAGACGUCGUGGUUCCAGCUCUAUCUGUACACACAUAACUCCAGGAAGCCGCUAGCUCCCGAUGUCUUCUGUCAAGUUAUGGCACAAUGGUGCGUCAUCGGUCUCUCUGGUGAGCCAUGAAGAACUGAAGAAACUGGAGUUUGUGGGCAAAGGAGGGUUCGGAGUCGUGUUCCGGGCACACCACAGAACAUGGAACCUUGAUGUAGCAGUCAAGAUAGUGAACUCGAAGAAGAUAGCCAGGGAGGUGAAGGCUAUGGUUAAUCUUCGUAAUGAGAACGUUCUGCUCCUGCUGGGGGUCACUGAGAACCUCCCGUGGGAAUAUAUGUCCGGGCAGGGUCUGGUGACAAGAUUCAUGGAGAAUGGCUCCAUCGCAGGCCUGCUGCAACCCACAUGCCCUCGGCCCUGGCCUCUCCUCUGUCGCCUGCUGCACGAAGUGGUGCUCGGGAUGUGCUACCUACACAGUUUGGACCCUUUGCUCCUGCACAGGGACCUCAAGCCCUCCAAUGUUCUGCUGGACCCAGAGCUCCAUGCCAAGCUAGCAGAUUUUGGCCUGUCCACAUUUCAUGGAGGGUCACAGUCAGGGUCAGGAUCAGGAUCUAGGGACUCAGGGGGCACCCUAGCUUACUUGGCCCCAGAGCUGUUGGUUAAUGUCAACGCGAAGGCUUCUAAAGCAAGUGAUGUCUACAGCUUUGGGAUCCUCAUGUGGGCAGUGCUGGCUGGAAGAGACGCUGAGUUGGUAGACAAUAUCUCACUAGUCCGUGAAGCAGUAUGUGACAGACAGAGGCGGCCACUACUGACAGAGCUGCCUCCAGACAGCCCUGAGACUCCUGGCUUGGACAGACAGAAAGAGUUAAUGAUGCAUUGCUGGAGUUCUGAGCCCACAGACAGGCCAUCCUUCCAGGACUGCGAACCAAAAACCAAUGAAGUUUUCAGUCUGGUAAAGGACAAGGUAGAUGCUACUGUCUCUGAGGUAAAGCAUUAUCUGUCUCAGCACAGAAGCAGAGACAGAAGGUUGUCUGCCAGAGAGCCAAGCCAAAGAGGCACAGAAAUGGAUUGCCCAAGGGACACCACAGUUUCUGAAAUGCUGGACCACCUGCAUUUGGAGGAGCCCUCUGGACCAGUUCCUGAAAAAUGCAUAAGCCUUUCUGAGAGAGCACAGGAAGCAGCAAUUGGGCGUGCCACACCAGCAAGGACAUCUUCUGACACAGUGGCUGGUACUCAACAAAUUCCACAUACUGCACCCUCCAGAGGCACAGCGCCUAGGCCGGUCUUUGCUGAGACUCCAGAUCCUAACCCCCAACGGAAUCAGGGAGAUGGAAGACACGGCACUCCUUGGUACAGCUGGACCCCAGAGCCAAAUCCAAUGACAGGUACCCGUUCUCCAUCCUCUGUUGCUCUCCCUGCUCAGCUCACCCGUCGCCCUCUCUCUUUCUCAGCACCAAUCUACAGACUCCAGUUACUCUGGAGGUGGGAAGGAAUGACUAGAGAUCAUCUAACCCAAUCUGCCUCGUUUAAUACGCGAGGAACAUGACACCCACUAGGAGACGAGCCUACUGAGGUCACACAACAAAAGUCGGGAAUGGCUGAUUUUUCCCAGCACCAGGUCUAUGAGCCCCCACAGUUCCUUUAUUGCUAAGGCAGUCCAGAGAGUCUCCUCUCAAAGACACCCAAACAGCAGGUACUACUACUCCUUUGAAUUCUGAAGAGACACGGCUCAUACUGGGACACAGUUGCUAGCAGGUGAAGACCUUGCUUUUGCAUCCCCAGGGUGAACACAAGGUUUCGCUGCCCCUCUCCCCAAAGUGUUUUUUUUUUUCCUUCGAGACAGGGUUUCUCUGUGUAGCCCUGGCUGUCCUGGAACUCACUCUGUAGACCAGGCUGGUCUCGAACUCAGAAAUCCUCCUGCCUCUGCCUCCCCAGUGCUGGGAUUAAAGACAUGCACCACCACUGCCCGGCUCCCCAAAGUGUUUGUUAACCUCCUCUUUCUUAACCUCUAGACCCCUUCACCACCACCACCACCUCCUUUUCUUC
Molecule: messenger RNA, 2177 nt
Organism: Grammomys surdaster
Lineage: Eukaryota; Metazoa; Chordata; Mammalia; Rodentia; Muridae
Gene: Ripk3
Product: receptor interacting serine/threonine kinase 3
Exons: 9
Coding region: 208-1677 (489 amino acids)
Biological process (GO): protein phosphorylation
Molecular function (GO): ATP binding; JUN kinase kinase kinase activity
Source: RefSeq, a predicted model, not a curated record